GGGCCCUACUGUAGUCUUACAACUACGUAUACUUCUUCCCCUCUUUCUCCGCUCGCAUGGGCUCAUGAGUCGAAGAACACAUGGCGGCCAGUUGCUCACACUUUCCUUCUUUGCCUUCUAUUCCUUUGGUGAAUAUUCUGUCGUUCUUGGAUUGGAAAGACUUGCUUAGUUGCUCUCAGGUUUGUUCGCGGUUCAAUCAAGUUGUCUCCAGUCAUCCUGUGUGGAAAUCACUGUGUAAGGAGGUAUGGUUGGUCGAAGAGUGCCCUCCGGAAAGAACAUGGAAGCAGUUAUUUGUGGAAUGGACAGUGAAAUGGGGUCGCUAUGAAUCUUGCUAUGCCUCCAUAAGAAAAGCUUGGAACAUCAUCGAAGACUUUACAAAGUGUCACUGUCCUAGCAUUUAUGCAUCCUUGAACGAUGGACUGUCAGAAGAAGAAAUUCGUGAAACCGAAGCUAACAAACUGAAUGGUUGCAAACUCCCAAAUGACCUGAGAUGUUCAAUUCGUAUCCACAAUGGACAGCAGCUUGUCAGUCCAGGGUUGAUUGGUUCCAUGGAAAUUUCCAGUCACUCUCAAAGUGAAUCUCUUCUGGAGCUUGACACAGCUGCUGGAGCACUCCAGCACCGUGAUGGGUUACGGAACUGUAUUCCAGUUUCCUUUUGUGUGAAGACUGGAAAUGGACAAUUUAUGGCAUUGACACAUGAAGAAGGUCAUAAUCCAGGAGAUUUGUUUUGGCCGAGCCCUGAUCGCAGUGAUGACACUUUUGACAUUUCUCCAAUGAGAAUGCACUAUUUUUUGAGUGGAAGCAGUUUUGAAACCUGGCUGUGUAAAUAUGCAGAUCAGUUGUCUCAGAACUGCUUUCCAGUUAUUAACAAAGAAAUUUACAAGUUCUUGUUUUCUACCUCUGCAACAACCCAGGGAAUCAAAGUUACCACCACAACUGCAUUUGUUCCCGAGCUAAGCAGUGUCAAACCUCCUAUGUUUUUCUUCACAUACCGCAUAUCAAUUUCCAUGGAUCCAGAGUGUUCUGAGCUUAUGAAUAAAUGUCAGCUUACAACACGUCACUGGUACAUAACUGAUGCAAAUGGGAUCAAAGAAGAGGUUCAUGGUAAUGGUGUGGUUGGACAGUAUCCAGUAAUGACCCCAGGGGCACUCCAUGAGUACAUCAGUUGUACAACAUUUUCUACCCCCACAGGGGUCAUGGAAGGACAUUAUGUCUUUAAAUAUUUAACAAAGGAUGGGAGAUUUAAUGUAAAAAUACCUCCACUACAUUUCAAGAGCCUACCUUUUAUAGUUACUGAGCAGAGAUCGUCAAAGUUGCCACAAGGCAAGUGUGACAAAGAGUAAAAUUUCAGAAAGAUCGGAGAGUGAGGAAAAUUUUUCAUGAAACAGUACAAUGAAUGAAACAAUGAUGUUCCAGCUCACAUGUUCUUCUUGCAGUUUACCCAUUUGUCUCAACUUAUGUCAGCUGUGUAGUCCAUUUAUUGAAAUUCAAAAUUUUCUUUAUUCAAAAGUUCUGUUAUAGUAGAAGAAGAUAAUCAAAGAGAUAAGUUCACUAGAAAUUGGUGUGAACUGGUAACCAUUUCUGAAUUUGAUGUGGAAGGGCAAUGAGUGAAUGGUAAUUGACAGUCAUGUAAAAUGUUAAUGGCAUCAUUUGAACACUUCAGCAACAGAUGCAAGCUUUUACCCCUCUGGUUUAUGUUACAUAUCUGAUGAGAGUGACACCAGUAUGUUGCGGAUAAAAACAUUCAUUUGUUAUACAGGGUCAUUAUGAAGUUAGUGAAAAUGUUUUCUGUGUUGAUCUGAUAACUAUUACAAAAUUCGUAGAGAUUGAAACAUAGAAUAGUUAAUAAAAUAUCUGUUUCGCUCAGAAA
Messenger RNA from Stylophora pistillata, 1870 nucleotides. RefSeq names its product F-box only protein 3. NCBI's taxonomy places the organism in Eukaryota, Metazoa, Cnidaria, Anthozoa, Scleractinia, Pocilloporidae. Gene Ontology annotation, cellular component: cytoplasm. Gene Ontology annotation, molecular function: protein binding. The record is from RefSeq and is a predicted model, not a curated record.